Molecule: messenger RNA, 6420 nt
Organism: Oncorhynchus masou masou (cherry salmon)
Lineage: Eukaryota; Metazoa; Chordata; Actinopteri; Salmoniformes; Salmonidae
Product: pleckstrin homology domain-containing family A member 5-like
Exons: 25
Coding region: 734-5032 (1432 amino acids)
Cellular component (GO): cytosol
Molecular function (GO): phosphatidylinositol-5-phosphate binding; phosphatidylinositol-3-phosphate binding; phosphatidylinositol-3,5-bisphosphate binding
Source: RefSeq, a predicted model, not a curated record
GAGCAGUGGGAUGACUGGAACUUACAUGCCAGUGGAAUGACAUACCCACAAGUGAACUUAACAUGCACACAUACUAACCUAUAAUGUCGAGUUGGUUUCACCCCUGCAUCGUGUGUCCAUUCUUUAUGCCACAAGAUGAAUGUCAAAGUGUGAGUUGAAAUACAGGGAAGUUUCCCACAAAUUCCAUUCAUAUGAAAGUUAUAAAACACACAACUUUGUCCUCCAGUAAUGCUUGAGGGCCCACGUUACUGUCAGAUCAUGUCACAGUAUAUUGCAUAUCAAAUGAUGUACUAAAUUGGUUGUGUGGUGUUUACAUAAAAUAUUCAUACAGUAGUUGAGCAUGUAUUCACAAUGGCAUAUAUUCACAGUUUGAGCUUUUAUACCAUUGUAAAUUGAUGGAGACGCUGGGAGAAGAGUGGCUUUUAUGGACUAGAAAGUGUAUUGUAAUCCUGGAGGCGUUGGAACCAGAAAACCACGGUGGGAUCCAGACAGGAGGAGUCUGAACGUAGACACCUUCUGAUAGUGUCUGAAGGUCGCAACACUCAAAAACAGCGUGACUUCUGCAAAGCUUGUCCACCCCGUUACAGAUCCUGUCACAGUCAACCCUGUCACAGUCAACCCUGUCACAGUCAACCCGGUUACACACCCGGUUGCAGACCCUGUAUCAAACAGGCCAAAGGCUCCAGAGCAGGCUCCAUCAGAGGAGAGCGACCGUGUGAAGAAGGAGCGCCCGAUGAGCACCAUGAGCCAGGCGUCUAACUACACAGGAGGGUCAGACUACAGCACCUACCCUGGCAGCAGCCCCGCCACACGGCCUUCAAGGUCUUACAAAAAGGUCCACAACUUUGGCAAGAGGUCCAACUCUAUUAAGAGGAACCCCAAUGCCUCGGCGGUCCUGAGCAACUGGCUUUACAAACAGGACAGCACAGGGAUGAAGCUAUGGAAGAAGAGGUGGUUUGUGCUGUCUGACAUGUGCCUGUUUUACUACAGAGAUGAGAAGGAGGAGGGCAUCCUGGGAAGUAUCCUGCUGCCCAGCUUCCACAUCUCCAUGCUGUCGGUCGACGACCAUGUCAGCAGGAAAUACGCCUUCAAGGCAACCCACUCCAACAUGAGGACAUACUACUUCUGCACAGACACGGCCAAAGACAUGGAGUCCUGGAUGAAAGUGAUGACGGACGCAGCCCUGGUCCACACAGAACCAAUCAGAAGACUGGAUAAGUUGAAGGUGGACCGUUGCUGUCCCCAGGAGGUGAACAACAUCCUGAACCACAACCGGGUUCUGACCCGACCAGAGAUCCAGAACAACGAGAGGAACCUUGAGCCGCGCCAGCCCUCCAUUACCCGCAGCAUGGACCGCACAGACGGGGACAGGAAACACAAAGACCCAGAGAAACAAACCCUCCAGAGAGAGCGGGAACGCUACACGCUGCAGAGAGAAGGAGAGAGAUACUCCCUCCAGAAAGACGGGGUGAGCUACACGCUGCAGAGAGACGGAGAGAGGUACCUGUUGCAGAAAGACGGCGAGCGGUACGCCCUGCAAAAAGACGGGGAGCGGUAUUCCUUGCAGAAAGACGGAGGCGAACGAUAUUCUGUGCCUAAAGAUGUUCAGAUGGAGAAAUACGCACCUCAGAAAGACGGGGAGAAGUACUUGGUACAGAAAGAUGGAGAGAGAUAUGCACUGCAAAAAGAAGGAGAGAGAUACACCCUCCAGAAAGAUGGACAGAAAUACAACCUCCAGAGAGGGGUAGAAAGACAAACGUCUAUGACUGAGAAAAGAGGGGUAGAAAGACAAACCUCUAUGACUGAGAAAGAUCGGUCAGAUCGUUAUGGGACCCUUGAUGAAAGGCAGAAGUAUAAAACCCUACGAGAAGGGAGUAAGUGUGGUACCCUGCGGGAUGGAGAGAAGCAUGGGACGCUCGAUAAGUAUGGUACCCUUAGGGAAGUGGAUAAGUAUGGAACCCUCCGUGAAGGGAACAAGUAUGGAUUCCAGAGGGAUGGCAGUGCUGAGAGACCUCUGACUAAAAUCAACAGCAUCAAACUCCAACCAGCCCAGGCAGCAGCCAUCGCAGCAGCAGUUACAGCCUCCCGCCAGAUACAGGUCUCCCAGCACAUGGCCCCACAUCAGGUCAACGGCUCUGGGGAGCGGGUUGAGGACCAAAGCCCAGGGGAGGUGGUAGGUACCCUGGGCAGAGGAGCAGGGAAGGCCCAUGACCCGCCUCAGAACCAGACCCAGAACCAGCAGGCCCAGGAACCAGAGAAGAGUCUGACCAGAACCAACUCCAUGAUGCAGCUGGAGAACUGGGUUAGGACCCAGAGGACACAAGAGGAUGACGAUACUAGGAGCAUCACCUCCUACCAGACCUUGCCCCGCAACAUGCCCAGCCACCGUGCCCAGAUCGUUCCCCGCUACCCCGAGGGCUACCGUACCCUCCCCAGGAACAUGCUGUCCCGACCCGGGAGCAUCUGCAGCGUGGCCGGCUCCGUCUACGACCGCGCCCUGGCUCCCACGUCCAACGCAGACAAGAGGCGCUCCAUGAGGGACGACACCAUGUGGCAGCUGUAUGAGUGGCAGCAGAGGCAGGCCUUCUCCAGGCAGGGCCCACCACCACCAGGCCACUACGGGACCCUGCCCAGCCCCAAGACCAUGGGGAACAUCUCUGAGCACCAGGGGGUGGCCCCCUCCAUCCCCACAUCCCCCUCCCAUGGAUCCCUGGCCCUCUACCACACCUUCUCCCCCCCGGGCCAGCAACGCAGAGACAACCCACCAGGGUCGACCAGGUCCGAGGUGUCCUCACCCAUCUUCAGAGGGGACCAGACUAUGACUAUAGACUGCAGGCACAGGACUCACCUCACCAAGUAUAACUACCCACCUGACCGCCGGUCCAUGCCAGCAGGCAUCCCAGUGCAGACCAUUACCCCACAGUCACUCCAGGGCAAGACGACGAAGGACAAUGAGCCGUUAAUCUUCACGAUUCACACUAUGAUUGAGAACUCUGCACCACGGCCUCAACUGUACCAGCAAAUCAGCCCUGAGGACUACAAAGACAACUCCUACAGCCACCAGAGGCCAGAGGACAUCGACAUAGACACUAAGCUGAGCAGACUGUGUGAGCAGGACCAAGUGGUGAGAACACAGGAGGAGAAACUACAGCAACUACACAGAGAGAAGCACACCCUGGAGACGGCUUUGCUGUCUGCCAGUCAGGAGAUAGAGCAGAGCUCUGACAACCCAGCGGCCGUACAGAGCCUUGUACAGCAGAGAGACGUACUGCAGAAUGGACUGCUCAGUACCUGUAGAGAACUGGCACGGGUCAACACUGAGUUGGAGCGGUCGUGGAGGGAGUAUGAUAAAAUGGAAUCUGGCGUCUCUCUGGCCAAAACAAACCUGUUGGAACAGCUAGAGGCCCUGGGCAGCCCACAGACGGAACCUCCCAGCCAGCAGCAUGUCCACAUCCAGAAAGAGCUGUGGAGGAUCCAAGAUGUGAUGGAGGCUCUGGCCAAGAACAAACCCCAGAGGACCACUGACACUGGUUUCCUUGGUUCCAAACCCAUCUCAAACCUACAGAAGAACGAGCAAGGCCCAGACUACCGUCUGUAUAAGAGUGAACCGGAGCUGACCACUGUGGCCGAGGAGGUGGACGAUAACAACGGAGAGGACAAUGACAAGGACAGACUACAGGCGGGGCUGACCACUGACAAGGAGCCUGCGGCCACUAAAGUCCCAUUAGGAGUACCAGUCUACCCAGUGGGUAUCGUGCCCCCCAGGACCAAAUCCCCCAUGAGUCCCCCAGAGUCCUGCACCAUCGCCUCCUACGUCACCCUGAGGAAGGGCAAGAAGCCUGACCCCAGGACUGAGCGUCCUCACAGUGCCGUGGAGCAGACGUGCGGACCGGGGGAGAGGGAGAGCGGCAGAGCCAGGAUGAGUGUAGAGGAGCAGCUGGAGAGGAUCAGGCGACACCAGCAGGCCUCGCUCAGGGAGAAGAAGAGGAGUAGCAGCAGUAUCUCCCCCUCACGCUCUCCAUCCUUCUCCAAGGAGAACCCCUUCGUUACACAGGUCAGGCUGGAGGUGUUCUCCACAGACACCCAGGAGCUGGAGGCAGCACUGCAAGACCUGGAGCAGGUCAGAGGCCGAGUUACAGAGCAUCUGGAGAGGGACCGAGGUGCAGAACUGGAGCUGCAGAGAGACAGAGCUGCUGCAGCUGCUGAAGAAGAAAUGGAGAGGGGUCGAGCUGCAAUAGAAAAGCUGGAGCGAGACAUGACUGAAGUGGCUGCAGUGGUGGAGCAGGAGAUGGCCAGGACUCAUGUGGCUGUAGAAGAGGAGUUGGACAGGGCUGCAGAAUUGGAGCUGGAGAGAGACCGGGCCGCAGUGGCAGCAGCUGCAGAAGAAUUGCAGAGGGCUAGAGCUGCAGCUGAAGAACUAGUCAGAGGGAGGAGUGCAGUGUCUCCAGAAGAGGCGCUGGAUAUUGACACGGCUGCAUUGGUGGAGCUGGAGAUGGAAAUCACUGUGGUGGAGGAGAUCAGCUACAGAGCUGAGGAGGUGGAUGUCAUCCCUGUCCCCAGGCUGAGUGAGGAGGAGCCACAGCCCCGGACGGAGAGCUCCAACAUGGACACAGAGGUGUCAGAGACCCAGAUGAUGGUGAUAUCGGAUCAGGGUGUGAAGCCCCUGUAUGUACAGUACCUGAUCCCUGGACAACAUCAACAGCAGGGGGAGAGGGAGACAGAGAGGAGAAACACCCACACUCCCAACACCCUCAUUCCCCACAACAGUUUGCCAGCUGCUGUGUCAGAAGCACUGACUCCUGAACUUGAGGAGGACAUGAUGCAGAGUGAGGUGAUGCAAGGGGAGGCUCCGGAGCAUGAGACCCAGGGGAACAACAUUAACAUAUCCUAUGAACUACCAGUAGAGGGCGCUAAACUCAACAACAACCUGAUGGCUGUGAAGAGCCUGCCCUUUCCACCCCAGUCCUCCUCCUCUCCCUCUCCUCCCUCUCCUCCUCAACUCACUGACGGAUCCCACUUCAUGUGUGUGUAGACGUGUCGAGGAGGUGGUUCUGUGAACUGAACGACACUCACCCAGACAUUGACCUUGGUGAGCAGUGACUCAUAAGCGAUGCCAGCCUGGAGACCCAAGAUGGCAUCCUACAGAGCCAAGAUGGCACCAGCCAGCCUGCACAGAGCAUGCCCAGUAGCUCUCUGUAUGUAUAGAAACAACUGUAGCCAGACAGACAGAAAGAGUAGAUCCACAGGCCUGCUCGUAUUACUUAUUGCCUGCCUACACAACAACUGUGAUGCAAAACUCUCUCAUUCACACAGAGAUAUCAGAGGACGAGAUAGUAUUACCAGAGUGAUAAUUGAUGAUGAUUAUUAUUAUUACAGGUAUUAUGAUGGUCUGUUAUUUUGGACAUGUUCUGUGAGGAUGUCUUGAGUGUCUAUUAGCUGAGCACUGCUGUGAAAAGGAGAGGACUGUACAGUUGUAAAUAAGAGCACUAGUGGAGUCUCACACUGGGAAGAUCUCAAUUGCAUUCUUCUUGCGUCCUGUCUCCUCAUCUCCUUCCCAAAUCCCGCUGGAGGAGAAGGUCAAAGGGGAAGGAUAUCUGGCUUUCUCAUCUAAUGGGUUCUGAGAAGGAGACAAGGACCUGAGGAUGGGAUGAGUAUGCAUUUGAGGUCUUCCCACAAUCACACACUAUUGAGAGUGCGAAGCACCAAAUCUACACACACUAAGGCAGUGCUUUACUUUAACCACACGGGGGCGCCAUAUACUCUUGUCUUUUUUACUGGUUUUACUCCCAUUUAAGUUUUUAACCUGAUGCCCUAAACUUUUCAUUUUCCACUUAUUUUACACCGCACAUUCCCUCAUUGUUCAAAGAAGUUGUUAAUAUAUACAUAUAUAAAACAUAUAGAAUGAACUAACUAUUCAAUGAGUUUAUACUUCAAUAAGGUGCCACCCUAUUGCUGCUGUUGGACAGAGUUUAAAUAUUUUAUAAAAGUUGUGUUUAUUUAUGUCGGGAGGAUCGGAAUCUGGUCGCCGCUGACAACCACACGUAAAUGUCCUGGGUUAGAAUCGAUCUGCUUCUCUGUUUUUUUUUCUACGGCUGAGAUAUAUUUAAAGUAAAAUAUAGAAGAAAGAUCAAAUAGUUUUAUGAGAUUAGGGUUGUGUGUUAGAUUCUGUCUGAUUGUGUGGAGUCCUGGACAGAGAGAAGAGAAUAGCACAUGUAUAAGCAAUAAGCAGGCGUUUUGUUCCUCCAGGACAUUAAAAUAUAAUGUACAUAAAUGUAAAGUUUCAUUGUGUAUAUGAUGUACACCAUAGAAAGAGCAGAGCAGAAAUUAUAAGUCUGAGGUUAUUAUUAUCAGAGUUAAUAUGAAAAAUGUUCAUAUCUCAUCUGUUUUAUAUCAUGUGAAAUAAAUGUUGAUGUUCUUAAA